Molecule: messenger RNA, 1378 nt
Organism: Paramecium pentaurelia
Lineage: Eukaryota; Ciliophora; Oligohymenophorea; Peniculida; Parameciidae
Source: the annotation of a GenBank genome assembly
UAUGGUUAAGACUUAUAAACAAAUGAAUAAGUCAGAUGACAAAUUGAAUAUUAAAAAAUUUUCAAGUCUUUAAUAUCCUUAGUGUCCUCUUGGAGGUGAUCAUAGUGGAGAAACCAUGAGUUUAAUAUGUCUUGAAAAGGAUUGUUUGUAAAGGCAAAUUUUGUGUUGUUGUAUAUGUUAAGAAGAAUUUCAUAAAGGACAUCAAUUAAAACCUUUAAAAUUGUUGUUGUGUGAAUAUGAUUAAUAAUUAAGGUAUAUUGUUUUUGAACAUAUAGAGAGUAUUAAAAUAUUUCUUUAAAAUAAUAUGAAAAGGAUUUCCUAAUAAAGAAGAUAAAUGAAUAAGAAGAAAAAUCUUUGAUUUACAUUCAGGAGUUAAAAACACAAAUUAAUAAUAAACUAUCCAAAAUUUUGAACUUAGAGUAGGAUUUUUUUGAAAAUUUAAGGAAAUAUGUAAAAAUGAGAGAAUUCAGUAAUGGAAAUUAAUGUAAAUAUAAAAAUGAAUGAUAUAUAGUUGCAGUUAUUGAUACAAUUAUAUAAAAUCAAACCAAUGUUGAAAUGCUAAGUAGUUCGGUUAAGAAAUUAAUUGAUACAUUAGUAGAAGAAAUCCCAGAAAAAGAUCUAAAUUAUGAAGAAAUCAAUAGGAUAUUCGAUUUUCACAUUAAUGAUUAAAAAGAUCAUUUACAUUAAUUAGAAACACAAUUUAAUUAGGUUUUCCAAUAAUAAAUUGAAUUAUUGUAAUCAAAAACAUAGAAAACAAUUUUGAAUAAAGUAUAGUAAUUUUAAUUUUUACCAAACAAUAAACAUCCAUAAGUUGAUAUAUUAUCACCUAAGAUAGUUAAAGGUAUAUUUAUAUAUUUUAAUUAAAGCAAGUUCUUCAACUCAUGGAUACAAGUUUGCUGUUAUGACACCAUCCUUAGACAAAAACUAGACUACUGUAUUUGGUUUUAAAUUAAAUGUAAAAUUAAUUUAAUCUACAAUUUUUAGUGUGUUCAUUAAAGCAAUUGGAUAGCAAUUGGUGUAUGUGAUUUAUCAAUAGUGUAAAAUAAAUAAUUUGGAUUUGCAUUUUAAUCACUUGGACAUGGUGGAUAUAUGGUUUCAUCAAAUGGUGGUGCUUGGUCAAGUACAACUUCUAAUCAAAAUAAUGUUGUUAAAUGUUUCAAAUUUGGAAAGGGUGAUAUUAUUGUUUGCACUUAUGAUCCAAAUAACUAAACUAUUAUAUUCAAUAAAUAAAAGGUUAAAUAUAUUUAUAUUUCAGUCUAACACUACUUUUAAACUUGACAUACCAAAAUCUGAUCAUGAUUUGUACCCUUGUGUUUUAUUUUAUUAUGCUUUGGAUGAAGUAGAAUUCAUACAACCAGAAGGAAUAAAUAAAUAAUGA